Osmerus eperlanus (European smelt) is the source of this 2398-nucleotide messenger RNA. RefSeq lists its product as uncharacterized. The transcript is spliced from 9 exons. Bases 345 to 1535 code for a protein of 396 amino acids. Lineage: Eukaryota; Metazoa; Chordata; Actinopteri; Osmeriformes; Osmeridae. The record is from RefSeq and is a predicted model, not a curated record.
AAUACGCACCUGACAACAACUUGUGUGUGGGAUAAGAUAGUACUAGCUUGCAAUAUAUUUUGCAACAGCUCGUGCAAUGUUUUGUAACUUGUGCGUCAAAUCUAACGAGAUAUAGAGCUAUGUUAAGUCAUGCUGAUACAUCUGUACUGGUGGGGCCACGUGUCUAGCUGUUAUGUAGUUAGCUAGGGUUAUCCGGACUCAGUUCGCUAGCUACUUCCUGUAUUGUUUUGUAACAUCGAAAAAAUGACCUUACGCAAGUUAUUUCACGAAAUUAUUAUCAGUAGUCUGGUGUUACUGCAAGCGAGAAGAAGCACUUCUCUUGGAAACAGCAGUGUGUGGCAGAGAUGACACCGGUGCGACGGUCAAUUGGUGAAGCGCUUUGGGGAAUGUGCGCAGCGGACUCUAUGUCCAUGCCCGUACAUUGGUACUACUCUGUCUAUGACAUAAGGAAAGACUUUGGAGGUUGGAUAACUGGCUUCAAUGCGCCCAAGAACAGGCAUCCAUCCAGCAUUCUCACUCUCUCCAACUCAGCUGGCAGUGGUCGCUCAGCAUGGUCAUCGUCAGCUAACCGCCCUAACGUGGUGGGGAAUGUUAUCCUCCACGACAAACUCAAGUUCUGGAAGGCAGCAGCAGGAUCAGUCCAUUACCACCAAGGAAUGCAGGCAGGUGACAGCACCCUGAAUGCCAUCUGCUCUCUGAGAGUGGCUCAGACACUGGCACGGGGCAACUUUUCCAACAUGUCGAACCCAGAAGCGCGUGCUGCCGUUUUGAAAGAUUAUGUUCAGUUCAUGACCACGCCAGGUACACAUGAAGACACUUAUGCAGAGUCAUUCCAUAGAUCCUUCUUUUCUGACUGGCAGGACUCUAGACCUACCUCUCCCAGCAAGAUCCUGGAGUUUGCAGAAAAGCGCUAUAAGCAGAAGAUGAAUGUGUCCGUUCCUGACGGCCAGCUUGACGCAAUUGGCUGCAUCCCCAUGACGAUUCCCUUUGUUCUUCUCUCUGCUUCAGCCAAUGAGGAGCAAGCUCUGUCGGCAGCUGUCGAGUUUGUCAAACUCACACACCCCCACCCUAAGGUGGAAAAAUACGUGGCUCUAUAUGCCCGUGCCCUUCAUGCCACCCUGAAUGGCGGCAACCUCAAACAGCAUGCAGAGGCAGCCCUCCGCUCGCCCACGCUGGACGCAUGGGACACGUGCCAGCACUACAUGCGACGUGCAGCCAGGUUUCCAGUCUCUUCAGAAGAGAGGCUGAAGGUUCACCAGAGUGCUGUGGAAGCUCUGGGCUUGGCCUGCUAUACUAAAGGUGCUCUUAGCAGUAUGUUCUACUUGGCACAUGAGUUCCAUGAUGACCCUCAUGGAGGCAUCUUGACUAACACCAACUGUGGUGGUGAGAACUGUAACAGAGGUGCAGCAUUGGGGGCUCUGCUGGGGGCCCAGGCUGGUCACAACGGGGGGGCAGUGCCCCAGGAGUGGAAGGAUGGAAUGCUUCACUCCCAGGAGCAGAUCCGGGAAAUCCUUACGGAGAUGGACCAAAAUUGAAACAGUGACCCCUAGUGGUCUUGAAAGCAAAGGGAAUUACAGAGAGAGAGAGAAACAGUCAAAUUAGUUUGAAUAUAUUUAUUUUAUUUAAACCUUACUCCUACUUCCUUUCUGACAGACAGACGGAAAGUACAGUAGACUUGCCUCCUUGUAAAACCGCCAUUCAAGUGUGUGACUGGCGAGUCUCAGCUGAGCUGUUUACAUCAUUCGUUGUUUUAUUGUCUUCCCUUUUGGGACUCUGUCCCAAGCGCAUAUGCACAUGAAGUGGCACCGUUUGCUCUCACAUUCCACUUUCUUCCUAAUUUUCACAACCUCAAGUUCUCUUGGAAGGGAGUUAUAACAUCAAGGUCCCAACAGCGCUAGCAAAAAUCUCCCUUCUACCUCGAUGCAGAAUGUUAAUGUAUGUAUUACUAAGCUGUCUUCCGCCUUAUAUGUGAUAAAAACAUAAUAAGCAUUAUCAGAUACUGAAUUUAAAAAGAUUAAAAUUUUCUGCUUUUAUUUGCAAGAUAUUUUGAUGGUGACCUUUUCUUUAGGAUUAGCUACAAUCUUAUUAAACGUAUCUCAUGAACGCACACAGUGUGGAAUUGUUUAAUGUAACACAAAUACGGUGUUAGUUUUCUGCGUUGAGUGUAACCACUUUGUGGCCUGUGCUGUGUUAGGAUAUGAUAAUUAAAUUGUUUAUUCAUAUCUCAUGUUAUCAAUUGUUUUAAUUUUCUGCUACACUUAACACUACCACAAUAUAUGUAUAAAUAUUCAUGAUUAUUUUGGGCAAUUACCCCAUGUUGUGAUCUCUGUCUCUCAUGUUUGUGGAAUAACCUCUUGCAGUGAAAACAAUGCAUGCUCUGAAACAUAAAAAUAAACAG